Molecule: messenger RNA, 2543 nt
Organism: Sesamum indicum (sesame)
Lineage: Eukaryota; Viridiplantae; Streptophyta; Magnoliopsida; Lamiales; Pedaliaceae
Cellular component (GO): Golgi apparatus
Source: RefSeq, a predicted model, not a curated record
UCAACGCCCUACGUUGCAUCAAUCUCCGCAUUCCUGUUGGGCUGCGUUUGGUAGUCCGGAAGACGCCAACCACAUAGCUCAGUGAACUUACAGUACUUUUUCUUUCACCUUUUGAAUUUUUAAAUUUUUAAUUGAAAUGGCAAGAAAUUUUACCAAACAAGGAACUAUGGACACUCCUAGUACCAUCACCCCCGGCUCAUUUUAGCAACACACCUUGUAGUUCUCCAUCAUCACUUCCAGAUUUUGAAGCGGCUGAUACCUCACGCUCCUCAGUCCUCUCUCUCUCUCUUCCACUGAGAGAAUACUGAAAAGAAAAACUGAGGAAAAACAAGAGAGAAGAAUGCUGGUGAACUGAUCUUCUCUCUCUCUCUCUCUCUUUCUCUCUCUGAUCAUUGCAUGAGGUAAUAGCUACCCGCAAUUUAGAUACAGAUCUUUGUAUCUACAGCCGCAUUUCAAGCAGAUCUGUGCAGCCCCAGUAUUAGGAGAACAGAACAAAGUAGAAAGAAAAUGCUGAGUCGGCCUUCGUUGACGUUGUCUAGGAAUGGAAGUUUCAGGGCUGAAAAUCUUGGUCAGAAUGCUCUGGCAAUGAUAGGGAACCUCUGUUUCACUUUAUUUGUGGUUGGGGUUUUAGUUUUCACUAUAAUUGCCGCUACUUAUCAGCCUGAGGAUCCCUUGUUUCACCCUUCCUCAAAGAUCACGACGUUUCUCACAUCCGACUCCAAUGCUACUUUUAAGUCUGAUAUUGCUGUUGUUAAGACCGGUGAGGACUUUGUAGCCUCCAAUCAGACCGCAUUCGACACGUUUAUUAACAUUUCGGAUGUCGAUUCUGCAGUCGUAUCCACGGAGCCUGAGGAGGUAGAGGUGGCCUCUGAGGCUCGGGAUUGUAGGAUCGAUGACCCGAUUAACUGUCGUGAUCCUGAUGUGUUCCAUCUCUUGAUGAGGUCUGCAAUUGAGAAGUUUAAGGAACAUCAUUUCUACCGGUUCGGGAAACCAGUUCGGGGAAAUAAUGAUAGUUCUUGCCAUAUGGCUUGGCGGUUUAGGCCCAAGGAAGGUAAGGCUGCUGCAUUUUAUAAGGAUUAUAGGAGUUUUACAGUUGUAAGGUCAGAGAAUUGCACACUUAGCGUGGCUGGAAUAGGAGACUAUCAUUCGGGAGGGAAUGCCAGGAAGAGGAGAGGGAGAGGGAGGGGAAAGAAUCGGGAGAAGGAUAGGGAGGGAUUUGAAAAGGUGCCUGCAAAGAUGGAGGAUAAUCCUAUUGCCCUGCCGGAGGUUGGGGAAACUGUGAAUGAUGCGCUUCCUACAGUCGAAUCGGAGAGUUCGUUUAGUCAAGGGAAGUACUUGUUAUAUUCUGGUGGUGGGGAUAGGUGCAAGAGCAUGAAUCAAUAUCUCUGGAGUUUCAUGUGUAUGCUGGGCGAGGCACAGUAUUUGAAUCGUACGCUAGUGAUGGAUCUGAGCAUUUGUUUGUCUAAGAUCUACACUUCGUCAGGACAGGAUGAGGAAGGUAAAGAUUUCAGGUUUUACUUCGACUUCGAGCACUUGAUGGAUUCAACAUCUGUCUUGGAACAAAAUCAGUUUUGGUCGGAGUGGAGCAAGUGGCAAAAAAAAGAUGGAUUGAGUCUCCACCUUGUGGAGGAUUUUAGGGUCACGCCAAUGAAGCUAGCUGAUUCUAAGGAUACGUUGAUCAUGAGGAAGUUUGGAUCUGUCGAGCCAGAUAACUACUGGUACCGAGUUUGUGAAGGCGAGACAGAAUCUGUUAUUGAACGGCCAUGGAAAAUGGUUUGGAAGUCGAGACGGUUGUUGGAUAUUGCUUCUGCUAUUGCUGCGAGAAUGAAUUGGGAUUUUGAUGCCGUUCAUGUUGAAAGAGGGGAGAAGGCAAGCAACAAGGAGCUGUGGCCUAAUCUCGAUAGAGACACUUCUCCAGAAGCCCUUUUGUCGACAUUGAACUACAAAAUUGAAGAUGGAAGGAACCUGUAUAUUGCAACAAAUGAGCCAGACACAUUUUUUUUUGAUCCGUUGAAGGACAAGUAUUCCACUCACUUUCUUGAUGAAUAUAAAGAUCUCUGGGAUUCCAACAGUGAUUGGUAUGCUGAGAUGACUAAGCUCAAUAAUGGAAAUCCAGUCGACUUUGACGGUUACAUGAGGGUAUCUGUUGAUACUGAAGUGUUCUUGAGGGGGAAAAAGCAGAUUGAGACUUUCAAUGAUCUGACUAAGGACUGCAAGGAUGGAAUCAAUACAUGCACGUCUGCCAGUUAAUUUACAAACGAUGAGGUUCAGUACACAUUGAUGCUAGUUUUGGAUAAUGGCCUAUGUACUCUUAUGUCAUGUACGUGUUGAUUUCCCUUUUUCGUUUUCAUUAUUGAUAGGUUACUUUGAGAAGCUUUCCACGAUAUUUGUACUUCAAAGAAACCGGCAUAUUUGUUUCAUUGGUUAGUGUCGUGCAAACUGUUGCAAUGUGCCUGUUAAAUUUCACUUCUGCACCGGUGCUUCACCAUCCAAUCUUUAGGUGCAAAACUAUUACUCCAUCAACUCUUGAGUACAAUUUUCUU